Plasmodium reichenowi is the source of this 2793-nucleotide messenger RNA. RefSeq lists its product as hypothetical. Lineage: Eukaryota; Apicomplexa; Aconoidasida; Haemosporida; Plasmodiidae. The record is from RefSeq and is a predicted model, not a curated record. The transcript has 2 exons. Bases 1 to 2793 code for a protein of 930 amino acids.
AUGAUUUUAUCGUUUCCGUUUAAUAUCAUAAGAUAUAAAAUAAAUCAUGCCAUUUUAAAAAAUGAAAAGAUAUUAGUAAAAUAUUUUCAAACGGAAAAGAAAAGAUUUGGAGAAUUACACCAACCUAGGACAAGACAUGAAAAGAAAUAUCACCUUGAUAUUCUUGACGAAGUAUAUUUUGAUAUGACAGAAGCUAUAGAAGAAAAAAAUAAAUUAGAAAGAGAAGAAUAUAAUAACAUAGAUAAAAAUAUUUCAGAUAUCAUUUUAAAUUAUAAUAUUAGUAAAAAAAAUGAAAUUAUUAAAAGUUUAAUGAGAUAUAGUAUUGAAAUAAAAAAAAAAAAUAAAAAUAAAAAUAAUAAUAAUAAUAACAAAAACAAAACACUCAAUAUGAUAAAUAAGGACAACAAUAUAAAUAAUAAUCAGGGGUAUCAAAAUCAAACCAUUUGUUUUAAUAAUAAUAACAAAGAUAAUAAGGAGGAUAAUAUAUUUCCAUUAAUUAAAAGUAAUAUUAAAGAUUAUAGCCACCACUUCAAUACUUGCGAAAUAGGUAUCAUUUUGAAAUGCUUUCUUAAAAUAAAUAUUCAUGAUAUAGAAAUUAUUAAUACCUUAUUACAUCAAUAUUUUAAAAGAAAUAUGAAAUUUUCUAUAUAUGGUUCUCUAUAUGUUUUAAAUUUUUUUUCAAAAUGUGCAUCUCUAUUAUUACCAUAUAAUAUGAAUAAUUUAAAAUUAUUAUGUUCAGAUAUAUUAAAAAAAAUACACCUAUUUGAAUUUAAGAACAUUUGUAUAAUAUGUAAUUAUGCCUCUUCCUUAUAUUUACCAACCAAUAAAAUGUUUAUUCAUAAUUUUAUUGAAAAAAUUUGUACUUAUUUAUUAAAUGAGAAAAAAGAACAUUUCUCUUCUUCUGCAGAUUCUAUACAUUAUAUAUGUAAUGCAUGUGCAAGAGUUCAUUUUUUUAAUAAAGAAAUAUUCAAUUUCUUAAAAAUAGAAAUAGAAAAAAAUAUAUCCUCGUUCUCAUUAGAUCAAUUAGUAUCCUUAUGUAAUGCAUAUAGUAAAUUUAAAAAUGCAGAACAAUCGAAUUAUUUAUCAUUAUUCUUAUUAUUAGCAGAUCAUAUUAUAAACAAAUCAUAUCAAAUAACAUCUAGACAUUUGAGUGUCCUUGCUAAUUCUUUUAACAAUGCUUGUAUACUACAUGAAAAAUUAUUUUAUAUUAUUACACAAGAAAGUCUUAAUCAAAUCAAUUCUUUUCAACCUCAACAAUUGGUUAUGCUUAUACAUGCAUAUGUUAAUAUCGGAUUAAUAAAUAAUAAAUUAUUAUAUCAUAUUUGGGAAAAAGCAUAUCAAUAUAUCAAUGAAUAUACUCUUCAAGAAUUAUCUAUGCUUAUACAAGCAUACACAAAAAGUUCCCAACAUAUCGAUUCAUUUUUUAAUAAACUUUGUCGUACAAUAUAUAUUUCUAUAAUAGCCAAAUAUCCAUUCCUAGAAGAAAAAAAAAUUAACAAUAAUUAUGAGGAGAACACUAAAGGGGAUAUGCAAAAUGAUAAUGUUAAAAAGGAUAAUGUUAAAAAGGAUAAUGUUAAAAAUGAUAAGGUUAAAAAUGAUAAGGUUAAAAAUGAUUAUGUUAAAAAUGAUUAUAUAGACAAUAAAUAUAUGGAUAAUCAUUUUAAUGAUAAUAUCUAUAAUGCCCAUCACUACCAAUACAAUAAAUAUAUGAAGUACCUACACAUUUUAAAGCAAUAUAUACAAUACGAUCUUUCAUAUAACACUUUAGACGAUAAAAGUUCAAAACAAGCAGAACUUAUUUUUUAUGUUAUAUACAAUAACAAGAAUCACAACGAUUUUGUACAUAAAUCUAAGAAUAAUUUCAUAGAAAAAAAAAUAAAAGAUCAUACUCAUUUGAAUCAUGAUGAAAAAAAUGAAGGCACGACGGGAAAUACAAAAAACGAUAAUACUAACGAUUCUUUAGAAUGUUCAUCACAAUAUGAACAUAAUGACAUUAUAAAUAAGAAUACUAAUAUAUUAAUACAUAAUAAUAAUAAUAAUAAUAAUAAUAAUAUACCUAUUAGUAAUAAUUCAUGUGAUAAGAAUUAUUUUAUUCCAAAUCAGAAUUCAUGUCACGAGAUAAAUAAACUAGAAACGUGGCUAAAAAAAUAUUUCAGCCAACAUAUCAAUCCUACAUUAUUAUGCUCAAUUAUAUAUUCUCUUAUUAAAGGUAAUUGUUUAUUACAAUAUGAUUUAUUAAUAGUAUUAACCAAAUUGUCCCUAAUUUUUUUAGAAGAAUUUAAAUAUUCUGAAUUAGCAAAUAUUUGUCUGGCACUAUCCGAAGCAUACAUACGUGCUUCAGAAGAAAACAAUAAACAAAAUGAUUUAAUUAGUAUAUAUCAAAAAGAAGAUUAUACACAUAUAUAUAAUGAAAAAUUAUAUAAUGGUCAUCAAAUAUUUCCAAAUAAAAAUAUUCCCACAUAUGAUAAAAAAUUAUAUUAUUCAUCAAAAGAAUAUUUAUUCAUAUCUAAUUUAUUUUUUGAUCAAGUCCAAAUUUAUUUAAAUAAACAAACACAAUUAUUUACUGAUAUACAUACUAUUUAUAAAUUCAUAACAUCUUUCGGUUCCUUAAAAAUGAACAAAUAUGCCAACAUAUCCUUACAUUUGUUUCAUCUAUCCAUUUUUGAAAUAAAAAAGUUAUCCUAUCUUCCUCUUCAAAAAAUGGCUAACUCAUUCAUGCAAAUGAAUGUCUAUAAUGAAGAUGUCUAUGCAUAUAUUAACAAAUUACAAAAAAUGAAGAAAAUAAAAAAAUAA